Molecule: messenger RNA, 617 nt
Organism: Spirodela intermedia
Lineage: Eukaryota; Viridiplantae; Streptophyta; Magnoliopsida; Alismatales; Araceae
Source: the annotation of a GenBank genome assembly
AUGGUAAAUGCAGGCUUGAGUAUAUAUAAUGUUUCACAUGGAGUUCAAUUUCCUUUCGAUCAUAUCAUAUAAAAAAAAGGGAAUGUCCACCUGCACUUCAAAUUUUAAAAUUGAACCAGGCUGAUCAUUUUAAAACGUAAGAAUAUUGAUGCCUAAUUAUAUGCAAUAUAUGUAUGAGAGAGAGAGAGAGAGAGAGAUCGCAACGAUGUUAGAUUCUUGAGAGCGGGACCACAUACUGAGUAGAGCACGAUGAUGUGGGUCAUCUUCUCGUCAUAGAGAUUGCCGAGGCCAAGGUCGGAGAUUUUUGGGUUUACAUCAGCGUCGAGGAGCACGUAGCUGGGCCUCAUGUCCCUGUGGACGGUCCUCAACCGCAACUCCUCGUGCAGGUACAGCAGCCCCCUCGCCGUCCCGACGCAGAUCUCGUACCACGCCGCUCACUCCAGCUGCAACCCUCCGCCGCUCCUCCCUGCAACUCCGACGGUGGCGGCGCCCACCAGCCGCUUUUCGGUUCCGUAAACAGAAAAGAAAAACAAGAAAAGAAAAACAAGAAAAGAAAAGAAAAGGAAAGAAUGAAGGAAGGAAGGAAGGAAGGAAGGAAGGAAGGAGGAGGUGAUUAG